Mercenaria mercenaria is the source of this 5245-nucleotide messenger RNA. RefSeq lists its product as uncharacterized. The transcript is spliced from 2 exons. The record is from RefSeq and is a predicted model, not a curated record. Gene Ontology annotation, molecular function: protein binding. NCBI's taxonomy places the organism in Eukaryota, Metazoa, Mollusca, Bivalvia, Venerida, Veneridae. Bases 108 to 2153 code for a protein of 681 amino acids.
CGCGAGCUAACCGCCCAUGCAGAUUUUUUUUCACUGUCUAACAAGCAGUGUUAUUAAACGGUAACUUACAUAUAUAGCAGAUUACUACUUUGGCUUGGAGAGCUACAAUGCCAAUCUUAAAUUCCCUCUAUGAUCACCAUAGAAACAUCCUGGAGUACAUGAAUGAGGAGAGAAAGAAACAAAGCUUGUGUGAUGUCAAAUUAGUUGUAAGUGGAGAAGUUGUACAUGCACAUAAAAGUGUUCUAGCUGCAGAAAGUGAGUACUUCAGAACACUGUUUCAUGGCCAGUUCUCCGACUCCAAUCAAAGCGAGAUUGAUUUGACAUCAGCUGUGAAAAAUGCUGAUGACCUGGAGAAGGUCGUAAACUUCAUCUAUACCUGUAAUAUUGAAAUUACUGCCCAAAAUCUAGCGGAUCUUGCUAGACUCGCUUCUUUCUUUUUGAUGAAUAAUAUGCGUGUGAAAGUUAAAGAUUAUAUGAUGAAUAAGUUAUCAAGAGAUACAUGUUUGCAGUACUAUUUGUGUGCAAAAGAAGUAGGAUUUUCUAAUGUUGAAGGAAUGGCAUCCUUGAUGGUGAAAGCUGGGUUUCAUAAUUACCUCAUCAAUAUGGACAAAACAUUAGAUGUAACACCUGAAGACUUGGAAGAUUUUCAAGUGAAAGGAUUUCUGAACUUCUGUGAAAUUUCGCAGUUGGUGGAUUUCAUAGCUAAAUGGGUGGGAACACACCAUUCUGAGAAACAUGCUACUGUGGCAUGUCGUGUUCUUAAAGCCGUUAUGGUAAGUAAUAGCGACUUUGGGAAGUCUUCACUCACCAAGAAACAAGUAGAAAAAUCAUUUAAAAAGAUGCUUACAAGCCAAACAGAUGCUGGUCUAAAGCCUGACAACAACAGGAAAGUAGCUGAUUUUGUAGACACUUUACAAAGAGCUUUAGUUGAAGGUUUUGGAAGUGUGGCAAAGCGUGAAAUUGAAAAUCGAAGUGACGGCAGUACCUCAACAAGUAAAGUGAAGAGACGGAAGACGGAACCUGCAGACAAAAGCCAAAACAAAAUCGCGCUUGUAACUAUUGGAAAGAUCAGAGAUGAAAAUGAUAAUGAUGAUGAUGAUGAGAACUCAGACUUUGAUUGGUGCAGUGAUGAUAAACCGUUAGAUGUUUGUGUCUAUGUGCCUAGUUCACAGUGUUGGUUUCACUACUGUACAGUUCCUGUCGAAAGUAUUGCGUUUACCAGUGACUUUUAUGAAGAUAAGAAGAUUGUUGAUUUUUGCCUGAUCAAUGGGGAUAUUGUAACCUAUAGUUACAAUGACCAUUCUUUGCUUUUCUUUAACCAUAAGAAAAAGUCAGGUUCCACUGUAACAAAACAGACAUUGGUUGAUUCUCGAGGGCAGGGAUCAUUGUUGGACAGUUUUUUCACCGUUCAUAAUGAUACUCUUUACAUGAUAAACAGGUUUUUGGAAUAUGAAUCGUGUAGUGCGUCAGAUUUGAAUGAACAGCAAGAAAGGGUCCAUUUAAUUGGGUAUCGUUUAAAUGAUAAAAUGAAGUUUGUGAAGGUGUUUGAAACAGAACCGUUGUCGGUUACUGGUGGCUUUGAAUAUGACAAAGACUGUGGUCCUGUUAGAGAUACACAAAUAAAAAUCAGUUCAAAGACGGAUGAGGUGCUGAUCAUUCAUUCUACAUUUGACUGCAUCAGUCCCGCUUCUACUGUAGUUUAUUUAGCUAAGCUGAGAGCAAGAAAUAGCACCGUGAAAGUGCUGUUAAACACCAAAGAUGAGAAGAAGUUGUUGAGGGAAUGCCAUAUAGUUGAAACGGAUGAUAGGUUUUUAAUUGUUGGAGAAGAUAAUAAGAAGAUAAGAGUUUUGUGCGAGUAUGUAUUCCUGUCUGAACAGAUCAGCUAUAAGACUGGGUAUGUCCCUGGUGAACGACUGUACGACAGCUGUAAUACAAAGACGUUUCCAAACACUGUCACUAUCAAUGGAACUCAUUGCCUUUGGCAUUUCGAAGUAUAUCUGCAAAAAGUGACUGUCCUGAAGAGUGCUGAUUUCACAGAGGAUAAGAAAAUGGUCGUGUCUGAGCAUGUGUCAGCACCUUUUACCAGAAUAUUUUCUGUUUAUGAAACGAGGCUGCCUGAAGCCUUCUUGAACACACUGAAGAAAAUGCCUUGAUUGUCAAACACGAUGCUGAUUAUACCAUCUAAAUGUUACAUUCUGUAUGAAAUAGGCAUUCAUAUGUUAAAUAUGCCUUCCAUUUAAUGUUAUUGUAUUAAUAAACUUUGAUAAUGCGGCAGUUGACCUCAAUACAAUCGACACUGUUUAUUUUCCAGUACAGGCAAAUCCAAUAUUUGCUUUACAAUGGAUCUAUGACGGAUUAUCUUUGAACACCACUGGACUUAAUAGACUCAACUGCCACAUUAUCAAAGCUUAUCAGUAAUUUUGGUGUUUUUUGCUGAGUGUUUAUUUACCAUCUACCAUAUUUACCCAUCUAUAAGAUGAUUUGACUAUAAGACGUGGUGCUGUAUUUGCUUAAAAAAUAAUUGUAUUUUACAGACUCUUUAGGUCAGUGAUAUGGACUCUUAUAUAUUACACAAGCCAAGGUAGCCAAAUAAUUCUAAAUUUGAGGGGGAAAGCCAUGUGUAUAGGUAAAUGUGGGAACAGAUUUCUGUAAUAUUACCAUCAUCAUGAAUCAUGUAUCACAAAUCUAAACAGACACGAUUUAUAAUAAGAAGGUGUGAGAACAUGUCUAACAACAUGUGAUAGUUGAAAUUUAAGACAAAAUUGUAGUUUCUUCUGUUUGCCUCAUUUUGAAAAAAAAAAUGAAGUUUGUAUCUUUCAGCACCGAAACAGAGUCCAUGGUUGAUAGCAAUAUUAACCCUUACUAUGCUAGACAAGAUUGAUCCUGCCUUUAUGACCAUUGUAGAUCAUGAUCAGCCUUCACAUCCAUGCAGCCUGAUCAUGAUCUGCACUGUUCACCAUUCAGUUUUGGUAUGCACCCCUUUUAACCAUUUAUGGUACUGUCCAAAUUGGAAGCUGGACAAGUUCAUUAUAGAAAUUAACACUGUAGGGGUUAAUGUCAAGGUUCAGAAUGACAAAUGUGCACAUUGAUAAGACACCUCUAUACACAACUAACAGUUUAAUUAGCUUGUAAAUUCUUAAAUUACCAGCAAAUUUUUAUCAUUCAUCAUUUUGCAUACAUAAGUACCGUAAAACUCCAGGUAAAUAGAGAAUAUUAGGUUACUGUCUGAUAAAAUUAAAUUUAUUAAGCGAGUUGAAGAAAAUAUAUUAGGCGAGGCUGUGCCGAGCCUUAUAUUUUUUCGUAGACAAGCCUAAUAAAUUAAAAAAAAUUCAGACAGUAAUCUAAUAUUCUAUUUGUCCUACCUGUUCAGAAAAUAGUGAAAAAGUCGUUGGAAAGAGCAACAGCAUGCAGACUUGACGUCAUAUAUGACGUUUGCAACUUUUUUGUUUCUGGAUAAAAACUUGAUACUAGUAUUACCACUUAUUUUUUGUUAGAACAUUUCCAAUACAAUGAUAACGGAUUCUAUGAAAAAUUCAGAAAAAAAUGGUGUUUUCAAAAAAUUCCGGCUGAAGUGCUGUAAAAGUGAAAAAUAGCAAUAACAUUCUUGUUUCUGGAUAAAAACCUAUAAUUUGACCACUCAUUUCCCAAGUUCAAGCAUUCCCAAUACAAUGGUGACGGUUUCAAUGCAAAAUUUUGAUAAAAUAUGUGAUUUCAAAAGUUCCCGCAAAAGUGAUAUCUUGACACUGACUAGAUAAAGCAAAGUUUUUUAGGCAGGCCGAUUUUGUGUUAUAUCUUGUAUGAGGAUAGGAUAAAUGUCAAUAGUUUCCAGUUACUAGAUGAAAUAGAUUGUUUAAAUGCAGAGAAACUUUUAGGAGUUUUUUUUUCUCAGAUAUUUGAAUUUUUAAUGCGCUUCCUUCUUUCCCCAUUUAAGGAGAAGAAUUUUGCAGUUUAAAGAUGUUAAACAGUUCAACACUUUGUGGUUCUAGGGCUUAAGUGUUAACCUUCCGUUUAACAAGAGAUUUCCUUGUUUUGUUUAAAUGUAAUUUCAAAAUUUUUGGAGGAAUUCAUUUUUUUCUUUUUAAACUUUCAGUUUCAGCAUUAUUUUUCGAUAUUAAAUAUAAAGGCUAUUCAGGAUAACUUUGCAUUUAUGCAAAAUUAUACGGUACAAAAGUUGUAAUAAGGAGAGCGCAAAUAUUCAGAUUGUACACAUAGGGUCGCAAGUUCGAUCCUGGGCAGGCCGUAUCUUUUCAGGGACAAAAAGAUAAAAGAAAUUGUGUCUGAAAUUAAUCGUGUUCCACCUCUGAUUCAUGUUAGGAAGUUAACAGUAACUGUUACUUGCGAAGAACAGAUUUGUACUGGUACAGAAUCCAGGAGCACUGGUAAGAUUAACUUCCCGCCAUUACAUAACUGAAAUACUGUUGAAAAAUGACACUUACCCCAAAUCCAAACAAAAGCACUGUUUCGUAAAUGUUAGAAAAUGGAUCUUUGUCUUACGGGGAAAAGUAUUUUGUGAGCGUGAAAUUUGAAGACAACUGUAGAGCAUUCUUUCACAAUAAUUUUCGACAAAGCUGUGUCAUGAAUACAUACGUUACACUUGCAAUAUGGAAGAUUUUGACUUACGAAUAUAACAACAAAAUGGUAAAUAUUGUCUGAGGCAGGUUUAGAAUUGCAUUGAAAAAUUCUCUCUUUUUAGCUCACUUGUCACAUAGGUGAGCUUUUGUAAUCACCUUUCGUCCGUCCAUCAUCUGUUAAUUUCUUGUAAAAUAGAUGGAGAAAACAUUUUUCAAGCAAUUUUAUUAAAAACUUGCACACAACUUUUGUUGUCAUAAAGUCUUAUAUAUAUCUCCCUCCAAAAACUAACUAAAUCCCAUCAUGGUUUCCAGAGUUGUGGCCGUUUAAAGGUCCAAAAUUUGCUAUUUUGGACUCUGAACAUAAUAGAGACCACAUUUUGCAAUGGAUUUUAAUCAAACUAGCUUUCACACAACUUCUGUUGGCAAAAUAUGUCAAUUCUUUUCGAAAACUGGCCAGAACCCAUCAUGGGGUACAGAGUUUCCGCCUAUUAAAGUGGCAAAAAUUGCUAUUAUGGCUUUUGCAGCUAUACAGAGACUUUAUUUAUUGUUUAAUUUUACAAUAUCUUUAACAACCAUAGAUCUUGAUGAAUCUGUCAUAUCUUAUCUUAGGUUCCAGAGUUUCGGCCCAAGAUUGACCCCUAAAAGCCAGUUUUGUUUAUUUUUACCUUGUGAAC